Molecule: messenger RNA, 1868 nt
Organism: Fragaria vesca subsp. vesca
Lineage: Eukaryota; Viridiplantae; Streptophyta; Magnoliopsida; Rosales; Rosaceae
Exons: 2
Coding region: 1-1749 (582 amino acids)
Molecular function (GO): protein binding
Source: RefSeq, a predicted model, not a curated record
AUGUCUGUUGCUGGUAUUGCUUUGAGCCCUGUUCGCAAGGAGUCGGUGAAUUCUGCCGGGUUCUGCGCCAGCCAGCUCGGGCACUGCUCCAGCGAAACGAUCAUAUUGUAUCUCAGGAUCGCCGGCUCUGUGAUCCCCAUGCGUGUUCUAGAGUCUGACUCGAUUGCUUCGGUGAAGCUGAGGAUCCAAACUUGCAAAGGGUUUGUGGUGAAGAAGCAGAAGCUUGUGUUUGGAGGCAGGGAAUUGGCCCGGAACGAUACUCUCAUUAAGGACUAUGGCAUUACUGGUGAGAAUGUAUUGCAUUUGGUCCUCAGACUUUCCGAUCUUCUGCACAUAACUGUUAGGACCAUUUGCGGCAAGGAAUUUGAGUUCCAUGUUGAUAGGCACCGAAAUGUGGGGUAUUUGAAGCAGCGGAUCGUCAAGAAGGGGAAAGGUUAUGAUCCUGAGGAUCAGGAGCUCUUCUGCAACGGCGAAAGGCUUGAGGACCAGAGGCUCAUUGAUGACAUUAGCAAGAACAAUGAUGAUGUUGUUCACUUGGUGGUUCAGAAAUCUGCAAAGGUGAGAGCUACGCAUUUUGAGAAAGAUUUGGAGCUUUCGGUUGUGGCAUCUCUUUCAAAUGAAAGGGCUGAAGAAAUUGAUGGAGAAGAUAACCAUCGGAGCAAUGGGGUUCCUGCCAUUGCGUGGGAUUCACCCCGUAGAUAUCCAGAUUUGUUGUUGGAACCAAUCAUUGUCAAUCCCAAGAUUGAAUUGCCCUCUUACCUGUGGGAUAUGAUCAACUCCACCUUCGAUGGUAUGGUGAAGGGAAGUCAGCCAAUAAGGUCAUCUGAGGGGACUGGAGGAACUUACUUCAUGCAAGACUCUUCUCAGGAGAUCAUUUCGGUUUUCAAGCCUAUCGAUGAGGAGCCUAAUGCAGUCAACAAUCCCCAUGGCUUACCUGUAUCACCAGAUGGUGAAGGGUUGAAAAGAGGAACAAGGGUAGGAGAAGGAGCCAUCAGGGAAGUGGCUGCAUUCUUGUUGGAUCAUCCCAAAAGUGGGCCUCCCACAUUAUCUGGCGAGACUAUGGGUUUUGCUGGGGUGCCACCUACAAUGUUAGUUAGGUGCUUGCACAAAGGAUUUAAUCACCCCGAUGGAUUCGAUAGCUUAUCUAAGAAUGUUAAGAUAGGAUCGUUGCAAAUGUUCAUGAAGAAUGAUGGAAGUUGUGAGGACAUGGGUCCUGGUCGUUUUCCCAUGGAGGAGGUGCACAAGAUUAGUGUUUUUGAUAUCAGAAUGGCUAAUGCAGAUAGGCAUGCUGGCAAUAUCUUGUUUAGAAAAGGCGAAGAUGGUCAAACUGUGCUCAUUCCAAUUGAUCAUGGAUACUGCCUGCCUGAGAAUUUUGAAGAUUGCACCUUCGAUUGGCUUUAUUGGCCACAAGCUCGCCAGCCUUAUGCAGCUGACACCGUGGAGUACAUAAAAUCUUUGGACGCUGAGCAAGAUAUUGCUCUUCUGAAGUUCUAUGGGUGGGACAUUCCUCUUAAGUGUGCCCGCACUCUUCGUAUCUCAACCAUGCUUCUGAAGAAAGGGGUGGAGAGAGGUCUCACACCCUUUGUCAUCGGUAGCCUCAUGUGUAGGGAAAAUAUUAACAAGAAAUCAGUGAUUGAGGAGAUUGUGACUGAAGCUGAGGAUUCUUUGCUCCCCGGCAUGAGUGAAGCCACGUUUCUCGAAGCCAUUUCCGAGAUCAUGGAUUCCCGGCUUGACAAACUUGCAAAGUAAUUUCCUCUAUCUUAUAGGUAUAUAUUUGUACGUAAUGGAACAAAUUACUAGUCCAUUUUUAGAUGGACCGAAGAUUGUAUGAAAUGUGGAUGGCUUAUCUAUCUAGUUUCAGUUAAGCC